This is a messenger RNA of Myripristis murdjan (pinecone soldierfish), 915 nucleotides long. Its product is annotated as high choriolytic enzyme 1-like. Gene Ontology annotation, molecular function: zinc ion binding; metalloendopeptidase activity. The coding region runs from base 1 to 915 and encodes 304 amino acids. Lineage: Eukaryota; Metazoa; Chordata; Actinopteri; Holocentriformes; Holocentridae. The record is from RefSeq and is a predicted model, not a curated record. The transcript has 9 exons. Gene Ontology annotation, biological process: proteolysis.
AUGUCUGAUGCUGGUAAAGCCUCUGUCACACCCUAUUUGACGUUUGACAUGAGGCUCUUCAUCAUGGCUCCACUUCUGCUCCUCGUCUUCUCCCUGAUGAGCCAGUCUCUCCUCUGUGCUGCUCUGGCUGAAAUUGGUGGUCGUCGUUCAGUGGGCUCGGUCUCAGACAUUAUUCAAAGAGUUAAUGGUCACUUAGGACGGCAGAAGAGAGGUCCUGUCAUCACCGAUGACGACAUUGCUCAGAGCCGAAGAAGGAACGCAGUGCCGUGCACGUCCAGAGGCUGCACAUGGUCCAAGGGGUCAAACGGCAACGUUGUCAUCCCAGUCUUUAUCUCCAACUCAUACUCAUGGGCAGAGCGGAGAGUCAUCAUUCGCAGCCUGCUCACCUUUCACAGAACCACCUGCAUUCGCUUUGUCUGGUGGCGCGGACAGAGUGACUAUAUCUACUUCUUCCCAGGCAGCGGGUGCUGGUCCUACCUGGGUCGUCAGGGCGGGUUACAGCUGAUCUCCCUGAAUAGGUUCGGCUGUGUGUAUUUACCCAUAGUGCAGCACGAGGUUCUGCACGCGCUGGGCUUCCACCACGAGCACGUCCGCAGCGACAGAGAUGAUUACGUCAGAAUCAUCUUCCGCAACAUCCAGGAAGACAAAAAACGCAACUUUAGGAGGGUGAACACUAACAACCUGAACACUCCCUACGACUACAACUCUGUCAUGCAUUACAGCACAUAUGCGUUCUCCAUAUCCCCUGGCGAACUGCAGACCAUCACCGCCAGAAACAGCAAUGUUGAGUUUGGACAAGCCACCGAGAUGAGCAGGAAAGACAUCAGGCGGGUCAACAGGCUCUACCAAUGCAGUGAGUUCAAAAUAAAGACAAAACUCUCUGAGCAUCUAGCAGACAUAACCUGCAAUCUCUAA